Messenger RNA from Cloeon dipterum, 5004 nucleotides. Its product is annotated as protein jagged-1b-like. The record is from RefSeq and is a predicted model, not a curated record. The coding region runs from base 347 to 4138 and encodes 1263 amino acids. Gene Ontology annotation, molecular function: Notch binding; calcium ion binding. The transcript is spliced from 16 exons. NCBI's taxonomy places the organism in Eukaryota, Metazoa, Arthropoda, Insecta, Ephemeroptera, Baetidae. Gene Ontology annotation, cellular component: membrane. Gene Ontology annotation, biological process: cell communication; multicellular organism development; Notch signaling pathway.
CUCGCAGUCUAGUGAGAGUAAUGGCCCUGAGCGGUGCAGAAGGUACCCCUGCUGCUGCUGCUGCUGCUGCUGUUUAGCCGAGCUCUUCUCUCCUCUCCCGACACGGAGCGAGCGACCGAUUGUGUGCCGCCGCUGUUCAGUCGUCGUCGGCCGCUUCCUCGUCGCGCUCGCAGCAACUCACGCACGUUCGUCGCACGCAUCCCGCCGACAGUAGUGCUCUGCGGUGGUGCCCUGAUGCGAGCCCUCGGCAGGGCCCAAGGACCGCGUGCGGUGGUGUUAGUGCGUUCAAUUAACCGGCCGUCCCAGUGAGAUGCCGUAGGGUGAUCGGUGACGCGCGCCCGCAAACAUGCAAAUGAUGGGAAAACAUCAUUUUGCCAAUUGCUACCAGACUCUGUGCUUCUACCUGUUGCUUCUCCUACUUAUGAUCUCCGAGCACAAGGGCGUGCUGAGUUCGGGCUACUUCGAGCUGCAAGUGAUGUCCAUGGUAAAUCUUCGAGGCGAGCUCAAGAAUGGAGACUGCUGUGGUGGUGGAGCACGCGAUAGGAAUACUGAUGUGUGCCCGAACCAAUGCAUCACAUACUUCAACGUUUGCCUCAAAGAGUAUCAAAGCAACGUGACGUCAACGGGGGCCUGCUCGUUCGGCUCCGUUGACAGCCCGACCCUCGGAGGCAACUCUUUCAGCUUCAACGGACACUCAAGAUCUCAAGACCGCCUCGUCCUACCCUUUACCUUCAGAUGGACGAAGUCUUUCACUUUGAUCCUCCAAGCUUUUGACAAACACGAAAACGCAUCCAGGAUAGCCGAAGACCGCUUGAUCGAAAAGUCCACUUACUCUGGCAUCAUCGAGCCCAGCACUGGAUGGCACACUUUGACACACAAAGGUCAAAAGGCCACAUUUGUCUACAGGAUACGCGUUCAAUGUGAUGAGAACUACUACAAUGUGACCUGUACGACCUUCUGCAGGCCUAGGGACGACAAGUUCGGACACUUCAACUGCACCCCCGCCGGAGAAAAGAUCUGCAUUGAAGGAUGGGAUGGGCCAAACUGUGAUGUUCCUGUCUGUAAAAAAGGUUGUCUUCAUGGCACAUGUGUUCGACCCGGAGAGUGCAUUUGCAGAGAAGGCUGGGGCGGCGAUUUAUGCAACGAGUGCAACCCGUACCCAGGGUGCAAGCAGGGCUACUGCAAGAAGCCUUGGGACUGCAUCUGCAAUGUUAAUUGGGGUGGCAUUCUUUGCGACCAAGAUCUCAACUACUGCGGCACUCACGAGCCGUGCCUGAACGGCGGCACCUGCAAAAACACCGCCCCCGACAACUACCAGUGCGCCUGCCUAGAGGGCUUCUCGGGCACCAACUGCGAGAUCGUGAAGAACCCGUGUGCCGUUGCCCCGUGCAAGAACAAAGGCGUCUGCCAAGAGGCCAAUGGACACUUCAACUGCACCUGCGCCGCCGGGUGGACCGGACACACUUGCGAAACCAAUAUCGAUGAGUGCGACUCCUCGCCCUGCAAGAACGGCGGCACCUGCGUCGACCUGGUCAACAACUACAGGUGCAUUUGCCCGUUUGGAUGGAAGGGAGCCACUUGUGAAGAAGACGUGGACGAGUGCAAAGCGGACAAGUCGCCUUGCAUAAACGCAAAGUCAUGCACCAACCUCCCAGGUAGCUACACAUGCCAGUGCGUCGAAGGGUGGACCGGCCGAAACUGUGACCACAAUAUUAAUGACUGCGUCGGACAAUGCCAGAAUGGAGCCCUUUGCAUCGACCUGGUCAACAACUUCUAUUGUGCCUGCACCUCCGGCUUCACAGGCAAGAAGUGCGAGGUGAACAUCAACGAGUGCGAAAGCAACCCGUGCAAAAACGGCGGCGAGUGCGUGGACGGCAUCGCGUCCUUCCGCUGCAUCUGCUCCGUGGGGUACGAGGGCAAGACCUGCGAGAUCGACCACGACCACUGCAAUCCAAAUCCGUGCAAGAACGACGCAGAGUGUCUAGUGAACCCGCAGGAGGAGGACUACUUCUGCCAUUGUCAGCCCAACUGGACGGGCAAGAACUGCAGUACGCCGGUCGACUUUUUGGACAGUUGUUCGGCGCAGAGUGUGCUGUCCAACGGCAGUGCCAUCAGCAUCUGCGGCCAACAUGGCACGUGCGUGGCCCAGCCCGGAGGCAACUAUUGGUGUCAAUGUGAACCUGGCUACACCGGCCAGUUUUGCCACGAGAACAUCAACGACUGCGCGGAGACCGUGUGUCAGAACGGCGGAACUUGCGUGGACAGGGUCAACUCGUUCCAAUGCAUAUGUCGCGAUGGCUGGGAGGGCACCUAUUGCCAAGAUGAUCGCAACGAGUGCGAUUCCAAUCCGUGUGAGAACGAUGGCAUCUGCCAGAACGGCGAUGCCGACUUUGUCUGCAAAUGCCGCGGUGUCUGGAAGGGUAAGACGUGCAGCCUGAGGAACAGCCACUGCGACCAGAACACGUGUCUCAAUGGCGGAACCUGCCAGGACAUGGGCAACACAUUCAUGUGUCGCUGCGCGCCAGGGUUCGAAGGCAGCAUCUGUCACAUCCCUAAAUCACAAGCAUGCCAGUCAAAUCCGUGCAAGAACGGCGCCACUUGUGUCAACGUGGAUGGCGGCGGCUUCAAGUGCAUUUGCAAGGAAGGCUUUGAGGGCAACACCUGUGAAAAGGACACGGAUGACUGCAGCCCCAUGCCGUGCCACAACGGCGGACAGUGCGUCGACGGGGUCAACUGGUAUCGGUGCGAGUGCGCCAAAGGCUUCACGGGGCCUGACUGCAGGAUCAACAUCGACGACUGCGCCUCCAGUCCUUGCAAGAAUGGCGGCACCUGCAUCGAUGGCAUCGGAACCUUUGAGUGCACCUGCCCACCUGGCAUGCACGGUCAACUCUGCGAGCAAGGGGAUUCAUACGAUCUAGACUGUGUGCUCGACGGCCAGUACAUCAAACCCAACGUUUCGUGGGUGGACAACUGCAACACCUGUAUGUGCGUCGGCGGCCGCAUUCGCUGCACUAACGUGUGGUGUGGUCCGUACAACUGCCGCGAACCCUCGCAGCGGUGCCCGUUGACUACCAAGUGCGUCGAAUCGCACCGCGAGAACUGCCUGACGCCCGACUGUCAUCCGUGGGGCGAGUGCCUCUCGUUGACGUCGCCACAGCCGUUCAGCAAGUCGUAUCCGGCGCCCGCCGACUGCUGGCCCAACCAGGCGGUGAUCAGUUCCCACUGCGCGCGUGUCAGCCUCACGCUGGACCGCAGCAAACUCAAGUCAGGAACUUCCGUCCAGAGUAUCUGCAACGAACUGAGGAAGAUUGCCGUCACCUACCAGACGUUCAGUGGUGGCUCGGACAACCUGUACAUCUUGUGCGAGUUGAAGAGCGGCUUCAACAAUAUCGUCGAAGCUACAAUGUCUUCGAAACCAUCUGAUCUGUCCUCUGAAGUGCUGGCGGUGACUGAGGGCAUCAAGCUGCUGAGCGAGUCGAUGCGCUACAAGCUGGUCAACGCGUCGAGCCUCUCGGAGGCGAUCAAGCAGAUCAACGUUGAGAUCAAGGUGGACGAUCCGCCAGGAACCUACUGGCUGAUCGCCCUGCUCUGCAUGCUGAUCCUCGCGAUUUUGGUGCUGAUCGUGCUGGUGCUGCUGUGGCAGUGUCGGGCCCGCGUGAGCCCAAACCUAUCCCCGGGGGUGGCUGAGCACAUCGACCUCCGCUCGUCCGAGCUAGAGAAGUCCAACAACGUGUCGUACGAGGAGAACCUGCACAGGUGCGCCAUCGUGUCCAUCAUUGAGCCGUCGCCGACCGGCUUGUGCAACGCCGCUUGCAACGCAGAACUGACCGAGGCGGGUGCGGGGGUCGGUGGUGGGGGCGGGGGUGGAGUGUGUGUCGACGAUGAGGGCAUCGACCCAAGCGUCUCGAACAAUCUCAACUUCGUCAAGGCGUCUUCGGCGCGGAUAUCGAACCAGUUGUUCAAGCCGCAGAAUCCUGACGUGAGCAAAAACAAAUCACCAGUGAACGUGAUGGCGCACAAAGACUUUAACAAGCCCAUCAACCUGCGGGUGCUGCCAAUCCAGAGGAACGUGCAGUCGCCCACCGACAGACAGCAGCACCAGCAGCAGCAGGAGGACGUUUUGACUGUUAUCGUGUAGAGCGAGCUGCCGCUGUGCGUUGUUGAUUAGGUCUUUAGGAGCUUUCAAACCGAGUUUAAGGGUUACUCGCGCAAGUGCGCCAAACUCUAAUUGUUAUUGAUGAAUUGGCUCGUGGAAUUUAGUCAAUAUUACUCAUUCUCGCGCGACUGCCUCUACAGGGGCAUCUCGGAUAAUUUUGAUGGACAAUUUUCUCACUGAGCAUUGAACAGGUUCCACGAGCCUAACGAAGAAUUUAUGAAAAAACGAAACAGUGUGAUAGUGUGUAAGAAAAUUGCCAUCUAAAGUAAGUAAUAAUUUUAUUUAAAAACAGAGAGAGGAUAUAAUAGUUAUAAUUAUUUUUAUGAAAACUGUGACAUGUUCCUUAGUUAGUCCAGUGCCUGUUUUUUCUUGUAGAAGAAAAUCGGUUUAAUAGAAACUAAUUCGAAAUGAUUUUAUUCAUUCGAAAGGACUGGAGCUUUUAAUAAAGAGAGAUGUAAAAAUUUUAAUUAUUAUUAAUAAUAUUAUUCAAAGUUGUGACUCGCGAAACAGGAUCUUUAUGUAAUUGCUGAUUAACGAAAAUGUGGCCUUUUAUAUUUAUAUUGCGCUGAGUAUAAGUGUAGGAGAAAAAGAUUUGCGUGUGCGUUUGAGUUCCUUGCAAGGGCUGGGAAAAUGUAAAAUGAAAAAUAGGAAAAAUGGAUGCGUAUGAAAGCUAAAGAAGAGGUCUGAAACGCGCGUAGAAUGUUACUGUAUAGUAUUUUACCACAGGGCUGGAGCAGUGAUUUUCUCCCUGAUGUAUUUGUGUAUACACAUUUGUACUUAAAGAUAAAAUUAAUUUUAUUUCUGUAAUAAAACUGAGAGUUAAUUAAAGAUAUAGCUGUAGAAAAAUA